Molecule: messenger RNA, 1548 nt
Organism: Chrysochloris asiatica (Cape golden mole)
Lineage: Eukaryota; Metazoa; Chordata; Mammalia; Afrosoricida; Chrysochloridae
Gene: PPAT
Product: phosphoribosyl pyrophosphate amidotransferase
Exons: 11
Coding region: 1-1548 (515 amino acids)
Biological process (GO): purine nucleobase biosynthetic process; purine nucleotide biosynthetic process
Molecular function (GO): amidophosphoribosyltransferase activity
Source: RefSeq, a predicted model, not a curated record
AUGGAGCUAGAGGAGUUGGGGAUCCGAGAAGAAUGUGGCGUGUUCGGCUGCAUCUCUUCAGGAGAGUGGCCCACGCAGCUAGAUGUGCCGCAUGUGAUCACCCUGGGACUCGUUGGGCUGCAGCACCGGGGUCAGGAGAGUGCUGGUAUUGUGACCAGUGAUGGCAGUUCAGUACCAACAUUCAAAACACAUAAGGGCAUGGGCCUUGUAAAUCAUGUCUUUACUGAAGACAAUUUGAAGAAAUUAUAUAUUUCAAAUCUUGGAAUUGGUCACACGAGGUAUGCCACUACUGGAAACAGUGAAUUGGAAAACUGCCAGCCCUUUGUUGUUGAAACACUUCACGGAAAAAUAGCAGUGGCACAUAAUGGCGAAUUGGUCAAUGCUGCCCGCUUAAGGAGAAAGCUUCUCCGUCAUGGUGUUGGUCUGUCAACAAGCUCUGAUAGUGAAAUGAUUACCCAGCUACUGGCAUAUACCCCUCCCCAUGAGCGAGAUGACACACCAGACUGGGUAGCAAGGAUUAAAAAUUUAAUGAAGGAGGCACCCACAGCAUAUUCCCUGCUGAUCAUGCACAGAGAUGUUAUUUAUGCAGUACGAGAUCCAUAUGGAAAUCGUCCUCUGUGCAUUGGUCGUCUUAUUCCAGUAUCUGAUAUAAAAAAAGGGAAGAACCCUUCGGAAACAGAAGGAUGGGUGGUGUCCUCAGAAUCUUGUAGCUUUCUGUCUAUUGGUGCAUUAUAUUACCGUGAAGUCUUGCCUGGAGAAAUUGUGAAAAUAUCCAGACAUAAUGUGCAAACACUUGCUAUUAUACCAAGGUCUGAAAGGGAUCCAGUGGCUUUUUGUAUCUUUGAAUAUGUUUACUUCGCAAGACCAGAUAGCAUAUUUGAAGACCAAAUGGUUUACACAGUAAGAUACCGUUGUGGUCAGCAGCUGGCAAUUGAAGCACCAGUGGAUGCAGAUUUGGUCAGCACUGUUCCGGAAUCUGCCACACCUGCUGCUCUUGGUUAUGCAGCAAAGCGUGGGCUUCCAUAUGUGGAGGUGCUGUGUAAAAAUCGAUAUGUAGGAAGAACCUUCAUCCAGCCAAACAUGAGAUUAAGACAGCUUGGUGUUGCAAAAAAAUUUGGAGUUUUGUCAGACAAUUUUAAAGGCAAAAGAAUUGUUCUUAUAGAUGAUUCAAUUGUGAGAGGCAAUACCAUCUCACCCAUAAUAAAACUGCUCAAAGAAUCUGGCGCAAAAGAGGUACAUAUUAGAGUAGCCUCGCCACCAAUUAAAUUUCCAUGCUUCAUGGGAAUCAACAUUCCCACAAAAGAAGAACUUAUUGCCAAUAAACCAGAAUUCGAUCACCUUGCAGAAUAUUUGGGAGCCAACAGUGUUGUGUAUCUGUCAGUGGAAGGGCUGGUUUCAUCUGUACAAGAAAGGCUAAAUUUUAAACAGAAAAUGGGAAAGCAAGAUAUUGUGAUCCAUGAAAAUGGAAAUGGUCUGAAGUGUUUUGAAAAGAACGGUCAUUGUACAGCUUGUCUCACUGGAGAAUACCCUGUAGAAUUGGAAUGGUAG